GGGACCUAGCGCCGUCCAUCAUGGCUCCAUCCAUGGUUCUCUCUCCUCUUAUCGAGCCAUACUACUCCAAGAGUAUUGAGCGGAAGUACCAGCUUAGAUUUGGAACAGGCCGUUUUCGGCAUGAAGCUCCUCAACCCCGUGGGGCAAAAAUCGAAUAUCUCCCUAAUUGGAACGAAUUCAUAGCUCGGCGUGCAAGACGACUUCUUGCUGGUGGUGUUGAAGCGGAGGUACCCGAAGGAUGGCCUGCCCGGUUGAGCGGGCGUAUGGCGUGGAAGGGGCAAGAUUUCGACGGCGAAGACGAAUUUGCGUAUCGUCUCUCUGAGCAAGAGAAGGUAGAGAUCGACGAAGCCCUGAAGCAUUUCAAGGAUCAAGAGCUUGAUGGAGAUGAAGUCUCCCAAAAAAACUUUCCGCUGCCCACCUUCGCUCCUCACCUUGCCCGCAUCUGUGAAGAGAUCUACACUGGGCGCGGCGCCAUGACCAUCCGAGGCCUGGAUGUGAAUAAGUAUACGCCAGCAGACCUGGUGGUGGUAUUCUUGGGCAUCUCCAGCUACAUUGCGGAGAAACGCGGGUUGCAAGAUAGGGACUGCAACAUGAUCAAGCACAUCAUUGAUACGGAGAAGGAGGAGUCGCAAGUUGAACUGCCCCUUCAUACCGACGUGACAUGCGACGUGUUAGCGACUCUGACCCAAAAGUGCUCCACUCGGGGCGGGGAAGGGACCAUUGCGUCAUCAUGGACCAUCUACAACGAGCUUGCUGCCACAAGGCCCGACCUGAUUCAUGUCCUGGCGAAGCCUGAUUGGCCUCACGACACGUUUGGCCGUAACCCGCCGUACUACAAUCGCGCACUGCUCUACCACGCCGAUGGCAAAGUGAUCCUGAAUUUCUCUCGUCGCCUCUUAACCGGCCACACCACACUUGAGCCACGCUCGCCGAACAUCCCGAACUUGACUGAGGCGCAAGCCGAGGCUCUAGAUGCCGUUCACUUCAUCGCAGUCGAGAAACAGAAGAAACUGCCGAUGGAAGAAGGUGACAUCCGCUUCAUCAACAACAUGGGACUGGUCCAUGGCAGGGACGCGUUCUUCGACCACGACGGCUCAGAACUGAGCAAAAGACAUCUGCUUCGCUUGUGGUUGCACAACGAAGAGAAAAUAUGGAAGUUACCACCGGCGUUGCAGCUCAUUUGGGAUCGGGUAUUUGCAGACGACGAAAGGGUCGGGAGAUGGGAACCCGAGCCACCAACACCUGAACCUCGACCCGAUGGCCCCGGCCCGAGGUCUCCCUCGCCUUGUGACUAGAAUAAGUUGACUGAAGGUAGCUGAAAAGGGCCCUACGAGGGUAGACAGUGUUGGAGGUGCUCGUCGAAUCUGCUCAGUUACAUGGAUUUCGAGAUGGAGGGCUGCGGCAGGUUUCUCAUAAACCAAAU
Messenger RNA from Trematosphaeria pertusa, 1423 nucleotides. Its product is annotated as Clavaminate synthase-like protein. The transcript is spliced from 5 exons. Lineage: Eukaryota; Fungi; Ascomycota; Dothideomycetes; Pleosporales; Trematosphaeriaceae. Gene Ontology annotation, molecular function: oxidoreductase activity. Bases 21 to 1295 code for a protein of 424 amino acids. The record is from RefSeq and is a predicted model, not a curated record.